CCUGGUGUUUGGACCAAUCAAAUCACAGCAUGCACUCGACUGGUAUCCGAAGGAGCACCUCUGAUGGCUGAAGCCCGAAUUUUUAUGUAGUUCCUCGAGUAAUAGGUUUUUUUAUACAAAUUGUACUAUGCGUUUGUUGCUGGGCAUUUUAGCCCUAGGGUUUUUGGGAGCUGUGUGCUUCGCAAGGCCUUCUGAUCAUUUCCGACACUCGCUUAAAGACGACUCAGAAAAGACUCUGAUUCGUGUUUUACGCUCAGACUUGGAGGAGGAGGAGCCAGCAAGACAUAAAAGAGUGCACAAGAAGCGGUCAUCCGAUGAAAAAUUCCAAAGAAAAAGAAGAGCUGCGGAGGAAGACGAGUUCUUUCAAGCUCUUUUGUCGCGCUCUGGCAAAACAAAAUCCGAGCAAAAGAGAUCUUACGAUGAUAAAGGCGCCGAUAACAAAGGUUUUAUCAUUCGUGACGAUUGGAAGGGAGAUUCCAAGAUAUCCGACGCUGAUCGUGCAGAGCUAGAAAACCUGUUUAGCGCAAUAAACUCUCCCCAAGAAGAAGAGAAAGAAAAAAUUGAAGAGAAACGAAGCCCAAAAGACGAUAAAAUGAAAAAUCUCGUCGAGUGGCUCGUCAGCCAGCCACCAAAGCAGUUCGAGAAAAGCUUGGACCACAUGGUAGACUUCGAGAACUAUGUUACCAAACAGAUAUUCAAUGGCGAUGAAGGAGGGAUGAAACUAUCAGACAGUGCUCCCGCCCCGACGAAUAAAAGCGAGAAACAAAGCGAUGAUGCCCUGUCCGAUGCCGCAGCCAAGAACAAGUUCUACGAAACUCGCUGCUACGAUAUUAACGUCGCAGGCAUCAACUGCCGCAUCAUCUCCCACCCUCCGAAAAUCGAUACAACGGGAGGCAUGCAAAUGGCGCAACAGCUAUCAUACCCUCCAUAUACCGGGCAGGUUCCCUGCUUGCCUUCCUCGUGCACGCCCCAGAACCCCUGCAGUCCGCCUGGGUGCACCCCGCAGUACUCGACAUCCGGGUACCCACAAGCUCCAGGAUACCCACAAUCCUAUGGGAGCAUCCUCCCACCUCAGAAUAUCUAUCCUUGGCAGUACCCAGGGGCAGUUAACCCCAUGGAAAGACCACGCCCUAUGAGUAAUCUCCGACACCACCAACAUGGGGCACACCAUGGCCUUAAACACGAUACCGAGAAUGACGCGUCCGGCAGUGGCAUGCGUGAACUCACCAAACAGAGAGAUCCCAUCGAUCCCACCGAGAUCGACCACGAGUAUGUGUACGAGGGGCCUGGGUCCGAGAAAGCGGUUGAGUACGAGCAUCCUCACUGGAUGCACCACAGGAAGACCGCCAAUGGUCCCGACGGUGUAGGUUUCGAAGGAGAAGGCAUGGAGCCUAGCUCUGGAGGCAAAUUCGUCAAAGGUAAAAAGGGAAAAGGAAAAGGGUUUCCCGGAGUGAAAAUGGAAACCGCAAAGAACGGUGAAGCUUACGGCCCAGUGACACUCAACACUCUUGGCGCAACCGUCCACAUCACGCCAUUCAGCUUCAGUUCCCCUGGGGGUCCUCAGAUGACUCCUGCGCAUAUCGGCAUCUCAGCACCGCAGCCCUCAAUAGCGCAGGCUCCCCUGCUACCACAGGCACCCCAGUAUCCUCAGAUAAACCCGUACGCCUUGUCACCACUCCCCUCUCAGUCUGAUGAAGAAGCCACCCUCGACCAGCAGCCACAAGUUAAAAAUUUCGAGCCGCUUCCAAGCGACUGUGAGGGGUACGCUGAGGAGAGGUGCAAGGUCUUCCUCGACUGGCCCACAGAUGAAAAUAACGAAAUCAAAGCUUCUCUGCGCUUCAAGCAAAAUUGGCAUCCGGACUACCGCAAGCGUGGCUCAACCAAGUAUAAGAUCAUAAAAGCCGAGGUUGAAAAGGCGCUGAAAGAUGUCUACAGCUCCGACCCCAACUUUGUGAAAGCCAAGAUCACCGGAUUCAGCGAGGAAGACAUGAAGACCACAGCCAGCUUUACACUCAAGUUCACGCAAGCAGAGAACGGUGCGUUGCGUUACCUGUCACGCGCUAUCAAUGCCAACUACCUACAAAGCAUGCCGGUCUACAGCUCCACCCUUCUCAGAGAUGGACUGAAGCACACCCAUCGUAACAUCAUCCCGAGCCAGAAGGAGCUUGACACCCUGCCUUCGCCAGUGGCCGAAGAGAAAAAGCCUUCCAAGAAGCAGAGCAAGCACAAACUUCUGGACGAGACCUCACCAGCAUUCCAGGGUUGCUACAGGGACCGCAUGCCCGACCGUGAUUUGCCUGUGCGCUUCUCCAAGUUCGACAUGACCCCUGAAUGGUGUGUCGGUCGGUGCAAGCUCGCAGGGUACAAGUUUGCUGGUCUCCAGUACGCCUACCUCUGCUUCUGUGGUAACAGGUUCGGCAAUUACGGCGCUGCUAGCAUAACAAAGUGCUCCAGCCGCUGCUACGGAGACAAGAACAGACACUGUGGGGCUUUCUGGCAUAACUCUAUCUACUCUAUCGAUGGCCAAAAGCACCAACUAGCCGAGUUUGCCAACCAGCCUGAUGAUGACGAUGAUGACGACGACGAUGAUGAUUCUGGUGAGCAGGAUGCCGUCAAGAAGCUUAACGGACCCGGACAUGCUGAUGUAGCUAACCAUCUCAUGAAAGCUGCCGAGGCCGCACUGAAAGCUGCUAAGAAGCUUCUACCACAGGGCAGGAAGAGCAAGAGAAUGGUGGACUCCGAGCUCGAAAAAGACAAAUCUGAUGCAGUGGCCGCACUUGGAGCUGCACAAGAGCUGAUGAACGGAGAAAAGGAGCGAGACAUCCAGAAGCGAGAGGCAGAGGCGGAUGAGGGACGAAAUCUACUGGUCGCUUUCCUCGGGAACGUCGGGGGCUAUGACAGGAAGUGGAGGCGUGAUGUGGACAGCCAAGAGGAUGACAAGAGCAAUGCGCGCAAGUUCGAGUACCGCCGCAUGGUGAUUGACGAGUCUGGCGAUGGCGAGUUUGUGGAGAAGGAGGAGAAAGAGCAGGACCGCCGUAAGCGAGACAUCGUCUCCUGGGACAAGGAAGAGUUUGAUGGACCCAGAAACAUGGCGGCCAGAUCGGUUGAGACACCAGCUUCCAUUCGUCGCGAGAAAAUCGCCAAAAAAGCCUCAGAUAACAAACCUCAGGAGGUAACCCAGCAAGUGGGUGAUUCAAAGAACGACAAACCCCAGGAAACACGGUCCACGGUUAAGACUGUGAAACCCGCAGUAACUGAGGAUAAACCCAAGAAAAAGAAAGAAAAGUCCGCUGUAAAGGAAGACAAAGUUACAAAAAAGGGAAGGAACCCCGUUUCUAAGGCUGAUAAACCCAAGGAAAAGGCAACAAUAGCCACGAAAAAGGCUGACAAGGGAAAGAAAACUGUGGAGCGAAAGACACGCUCCAUUCCCGAGGGAGAUGUGGUGCUCAGGAGAAGAGCACGUGACGUUGAGGAUGAUGAAGAAGAAAAAACCAAAACUGAAAGGAAGAAGCGACACGUACAAGAACCUGCACAGAAGAGAAACAUCUGGCUAGAUGACAGCAAAGUGGAUUCCAUCAAGGAAAACACCGAGGCAAAUGUCAAAAAGACGGUGGACGAUGAUAUGAUCUUUAUCUUGAAGAGUGAAAAGCCGUUUGGGGCUCUUCGCGACUCGAUGAUCGCACUGAAGGAAAAGACCAUAAAAAAGUUAGAGGAACCAGACAAUAAACUACCAGCUAAUCAACUACCAGAGGCGGAGGUGAAGGUCAGAAAGAUCAUCGAAGACACAUUAAAGACCGAAAUCAAACAGUUCUUUAAGACCCUCAAGGGUGUGUUAAGUGAGUACGGACAAUCGCACGCCGCAGUCGCUCCCCAGGCCAGCGAAGCGGAGAAAGCCAUCCUAGAUAUUCCAGUCACUCUAAGCGACGUCCAAAAAGUCAAGGCACAUCUCAGAAAGAGACGCGAAGUCAUAGAGGCCGAGGCAAAGGCUGAGGUCGAAAGCCUGCCUAGUAUCUUGAAAGAACACUUCAAGAGGAAUACAGACGUGCAAGAGGGACACAAGAAAAAAAGACGCAGCUUACACAAGCAGACAAAGAAACACUCCAGGAAAUCGCACUGAACAGGACGAAAUUAUGCUGAGAGAUGAUGCAUUUAUUUGGCCCAAGGCAACCCAACCCAUCUUAGAUGUGGAGGGCAUUGCGGAACUGAAUAUAUAGAUCAGCAGCACGGAGGGAUCUGCAAUCAUGGACGUUAUUUGAAUUUCAAAGAUUUUCAGCUUUCCAAGUAAAGUGCUACUUUUGACUACAACAAGGGGCUAAUUUAUUCCUUUAGCCCGGCGACUCCAGCUCUAGGGGGAUUUGACAUUUUUAACGAGAAAAUCCUGGCAUCAUUUAUGAUCGCAGCGAUUUCUAUUUGUAAGUGUUAAGUGUUGGUUUGUUCCUUAGCAUGUACAUUAUAUUAGCUGCUGAAAUGUGUAUGGGUAACCAUAGCAACACAGGUACAGUAUGACUCCAUGGUAACGAGGUUACCAUAGUGACAGGUAGACUGGUUCCCAGCACUUGUAAAGCAUUCAAUGAUUUCCUCACUUGUAUUAUAUAAGAGAAACAGCAAUAAAUCGAUUGUCAACUUG
Messenger RNA from Nematostella vectensis (starlet sea anemone), 4627 nucleotides. RefSeq lists its product as uncharacterized. The record is from RefSeq and is a predicted model, not a curated record. Bases 128 to 4117 code for a protein of 1329 amino acids. NCBI's taxonomy places the organism in Eukaryota, Metazoa, Cnidaria, Anthozoa, Actiniaria, Edwardsiidae. Gene Ontology annotation, cellular component: plasma membrane. The transcript has 29 exons.